CGGGAAAAGUUUCGCUCUCACUUCUCGAAAUUCAAUUUCUCUCUCAUUCCGAUCCAGAGGCUGAAAAUAGGGUUGCUAUGUGUGGGAUUGCUAGGUUUAUGUCUUUAAUUUUGCAGUCUCUGUACCGAUGCAUUUGGAGCUCAAACUGGUUUGUUUAUGAUUCCGUUCAAGGAAGUUCAAGUGCAAGCACAAUGCAAAGUGACAGAGAAAAAGUGAGAGAGGAGUCCAGAGCUGCUGGUAGGCAGCUCGACACUUUUGAUAACAUUGGUUUCCAUGGAAGCAUGUUUCCCAGCAUAUUUGGAGGGAAGGAUCCUUUCGAUGAUCCAUUCUUUUCUCGUCCCCAUGGGGCCUUGUUUGGCUCGCACAAGAUAAGCUCCGGUAAUCCUGGUAACGUGCAGCCUAUGAGCAGAUCAAAAGGACUAGUGAUAGAAGAGCUGGAUAGUGAUGCUGAAGAUGAGGAGAAUGAUGUUCGUAGUCCCUCUUGGGAAAAUAACAAUCCACUUGUUGAGCAUCCGGAUGAUCAGGAUGAUGAUUAUGGAAAGAGUCCCAGAAAACAAAGGGACGUGUCUUCCAGUGCAAAUCAGAUCAAAGUGGAACCAGAGAAACCACGGUCUCACAGUGUAAGCUUCCAGAAGGUGACAUAUGGUGGGAUCAACGGAUCAUAUUAUACAGCAACAACUUCUCGUAGGACGGGAAGCGAUGGAGUGACGUGGGAAGAGAGCAAGCAGGCUGAUCGAACGACAGGUCAAGCAGCUCACAAGGUCUCCAGAGGAAUUCAUGAUAAGGGGCAUUCAGUCACAAGGAAGCUUGGUUCGGAUGGUAAAGUGGAAAGUGUGCAGACUCUACAAAACCUAAAUGAAGAUGAACUUGACAGCUUUGAAAAAGCUUGGGGAGGCAAUCACUUCCGUGGUAGGAAUGAUUCAUUUGAUUUUCCUAAUAUCUCAGGGAUGCAUAGCAAUAGGCUUGGUCCAUUGGCAGCCUGGGGAAGCUUAUCCGAUCCAUUGCGAGAGCUGUCGCACACAAACAGACUCAGGAGCUUCAACCAGGAGCAACCCACGAGAGGAAGACCGAAAAAGGUGGUUACCAUAAACAUCGAAUAAACAAACCAGCAACAGCUGCAGCCAUAUAGUAUCAGUUUUUAAGUGGCCUGUAUGGAUAUCUCGAGUGUUCUCUUAGAAUCUAGGCAAAAUAUAUCCUUAAGUCCUUGUACUGUUAUUAUUUAUUUCAAUAGAUCCUUGUACAAAUUUUCUAUUUUAGUAA
This is a messenger RNA of Salvia splendens (bonfire salvia), 1260 nucleotides long. RefSeq lists its product as uncharacterized. The record is from RefSeq and is a predicted model, not a curated record. The transcript is spliced from 8 exons. The coding region runs from base 78 to 1100 and encodes 340 amino acids. Lineage: Eukaryota; Viridiplantae; Streptophyta; Magnoliopsida; Lamiales; Lamiaceae.